AGAGGCUGCUGAGAACAAGAUGUUAGUAGAGACCAGCAUCCAAACAAAUGCAUGGACAUAGACCUGCUUCUGUACCGGUUCCAGAGAAGAUGGUGGCCGCUGUGCACACCUUGUUCACCUCAAGUAAACAUGUUCAACCUGAUGAGCAACUGCUGCACCUGGUUCUCCAAAAUACAGGAGCCAAUCAGGAAAGUGACAGUUCUUGUGGUUGGUCUUGACAAAGCAGGAAAAACAUCCUCCAUCAGAGGGAUGUUAAGAGUUCCCCAUGGCGUGGAAGCAGGGCCCACCCAUGGGUGCAUCAGGAAUGAGCUGAGAGUGGAGAACUACCUGGUCACCCUGAUGGAUGUCGGGGGGUCGGCAGAGUCUCGGGGGAUCUGGAAGGAGCUGUGGGGAGAGGCUCACGGGAUCAUCUUCGUGGUGGACUCCAGCGACAGACACAGGAUCAGGGAGGUCAAGGAUGUCCUGGCUGACCUGCUGAAACAGCCCAGAGUGGCAGGAAAACCCAUACUAGUGCUGGCAAACAAGCAGGACAAAAUGAACGCUUUGCUGGGAAGUGAGCUGAUUGAGAUUCUGUCUCUUGAGAAGCUGGUGAACCAGAGCCGCUCUCUGUGCCAUAUUGAGCCUUGUUCAGCCUUAAUGGACCUGCGCCGCUGGUCUGACAGAAAGACUCUGCGGGGGCUUCGCUGGCUGCUGCGGGCCGUUUGUCUGGAUUAUCCAGAACUGUGUACGCGUGUGGCCCAGGACAGCAGGAGACCCAUAGAGCCAAGGGAGAGGGGCAAGAGCGAGAAAACAGAGAAAGUUCGGAGGAAAACCAAAGCUGAGCGGAUACGAACCAGCAAGUCGGACCUUCGUCAGGUUCAUCGGCCAAAAGACAAGGAGAAGAAGAAAAAGGGAGAAGGAAAGCUGCAGCCCAUUCGGAACAUGCUCCAAAAGGAGACAACGCUGAAAAAGACCCUGAAGACAAAAAGGAAGAAGAAGCUGGUCAAGGUUAAGGAAGACGAAACAGAAAAAGAUCAAGUCAAUGACCAGGAGGAGGAAGAGGAGGCUGAUGGGAAUGAAGGAGAGCAGGAGAACUCCUGCCACAGAGAUAAAGCCAGCAGUGCCCUGAUCCCUCCUAAAAAAGGCAAACUGAAGCGCAAAUCCAAGGUGAAAGAAGAGACUCUGGACAUGAACGAAUCGCAGGACAACGACGAGAAGCCACUGAAAGAUAAAGGGGAAAAGAGAAAGAAGAAGAAAAAGAAAAUUGUGAAAGUUAAAAGAAAAAACAAGAUCAACACAGAAGAGAUGAAUGGAACUUAUUCUCAGCCUGUGGACCUUUCUGCAACCUUUGAUCUGUACAGAAAAGCAAUACAGGCCCUGAAGGAUCGUCAGGAUCAGGGACAGUGAGAAUGGAUCCUGGUCAAGUCCUGAUGCCAGAGUGUGAA
Messenger RNA from Salarias fasciatus (jewelled blenny), 1424 nucleotides. It is a transcript of the gene arl13a, whose product is annotated as ADP-ribosylation factor-like 13A. The transcript has 10 exons. NCBI's taxonomy places the organism in Eukaryota, Metazoa, Chordata, Actinopteri, Blenniiformes, Blenniidae. Gene Ontology annotation, biological process: non-motile cilium assembly; receptor localization to non-motile cilium. Gene Ontology annotation, molecular function: GTPase activity; GTP binding. Gene Ontology annotation, cellular component: non-motile cilium; ciliary membrane. Bases 52 to 1386 code for a protein of 444 amino acids. The record is from RefSeq and is a predicted model, not a curated record.